Theileria orientalis strain Shintoku is the source of this 399-nucleotide messenger RNA. RefSeq lists its product as hypothetical. The record is from RefSeq and is a predicted model, not a curated record. The transcript has a single exon. Bases 1 to 399 code for a protein of 132 amino acids. Lineage: Eukaryota; Apicomplexa; Aconoidasida; Piroplasmida; Theileriidae.
AUGAAGGUUUUUUAUGGUUUUGGUGGAUUCUUAGUCGGUUUUGCCGUUCCUAUAUUAUUAGGACUGUAUUCAUGUAAUAGUAAAAACUUUAAAUUGGCUGACUAUUCUUUGAAGGUUUUAUUUUUUUGGACAUUAACAAAUCAGCUUUUUGCCGCCCCUUUGAAAUGGUUAUUUGACCACGUUUCACAAUCAUUCUGGUCGUUGGCAUACACUGCUUACCCAGUUGCCUUAUUAGUUCCCAAAACAAAUUUAUUAAAAACGUUUGACGAAUAUACAGUUUUAUUUUUUGAUUCGGGAUCUCUUGGUUUUGUUAAAAAACAACUUAAGAAGGCCUGUGUUUUUUCAAGAAGGGCCUUGGCCUCAGGAGUAAAAAAAUUACAGGAUAAGAUGACUUUUUAA